Hemiscyllium ocellatum (epaulette shark) is the source of this 897-nucleotide messenger RNA. RefSeq names its product DUF4748 domain-containing protein. NCBI's taxonomy places the organism in Eukaryota, Metazoa, Chordata, Chondrichthyes, Orectolobiformes, Hemiscylliidae. The transcript is spliced from 3 exons. The coding region runs from base 39 to 527 and encodes 162 amino acids. The record is from RefSeq and is a predicted model, not a curated record.
GCGGGAGCUGCGCACGCGCCGUAGUCUCUCUCCGUUGCAUGCAGGGAUACUGGAGGACCAAGAUGGCGGGAGCUUGGAGGAGCUGUGGCUGGGGUGGAGGCAUUUGGAGCUGCUGCCUGGCCAAGCUGGGGGCCCGUGCCCCCGUCACCAUCCUGCCAGUCCACCGUAGCGUGACCAUAGGUCCACGACACACCGUACAAUCCAUCCACUGUAACCAUGGCAACAGACCGGUGUUACGGUCCGAAGAGGCUCCAGGAAAGUCAAUCCCACAGCGUCCAGAGUACAUUCCACAACGGAGAGCCAAGAAUCCAAUGGGAAAGAUUGGCCUGGCCUGGUUAAUCGGUUUGCCAUCUGGCAUCAUCACCUUUCUCCUUGCUAAACGGGAGGUGGAUAAGAACCGUCUGAAACAGUUGAAGAUCAGGCAGAGGAUGAAGAAUGCCAACGAGGGUGGGUACCAGAGUGAACGAUACCAACCCAAGCUGGAGGGACACGAGCAGCCCAUCAUCACCUCACAAAGUAAACCAUAGAUUCCCGGCCAGUGGCUCAAAUCCCCAGCACCUCUCAUUUCCCACACCCUGAGGGAGGCUGCCAGCUUUCUGUCUCUCCCACUCUCAAAAGACUGAAGGAACUCAGUGAAUGAACUGUCAGUUGGGGACUUAGUUCCUUCAACAUAUUCCUGAUGGUGGCGGUGCUGGGGUGGAAGGGAAAAGUUCACUUUUGCAUUGACCUAGUGUCUGAUUAUCAGACGACCUGAUUUCUGUGUAAGUGUGCAGGAAGACAGCUCUGUAACUUUGAUGGUAGUAUACUGCUUGUAGUGUCAUCACUGUUGAUAUUCUGAGAUUUCACUUUGUUUUCUGUUGCAUAACUGUAAUAAAAGUGUACAGUAUAUGAUUCUUA